Trifolium pratense (red clover) is the source of this 1479-nucleotide messenger RNA. Its product is annotated as putative RING-H2 finger protein ATL21A. Gene Ontology annotation, molecular function: polysaccharide binding. The record is from RefSeq and is a predicted model, not a curated record. Lineage: Eukaryota; Viridiplantae; Streptophyta; Magnoliopsida; Fabales; Fabaceae. Bases 92 to 1237 code for a protein of 381 amino acids. The transcript is spliced from 3 exons.
ACUUUAAUUAUUGCUUCUUAAUUAACUUGGAUGAAUGGUUUUCAAUUCUUCAUUUUAUUAGUUGGUUUGUUCUUAUUCAUCUAAAAUAGCAAUGGACAUCUUGAAGUUCCUCUUUCACUUGUUCAUAUUAUUUCCUGUCAUAUAUACCUCAGAAGACUAUUGUCGAAAUUCUUGGUGCAGUGAGAAUAACAUCCUUAUUCGUUUCCCUUUUCAAUUAGAAGAUGAAGGUGAUCGAUAUCCUUAUUGUGGCUAUCCUGGUUUCAGCUUAACUUGUACUAAUGAUAGCAAAACAGUUCUAACACUUCCUUAUUCGGGAGUUUUCUAUGUUCGCAGAAUUGAUUAUCUCGGACACCACAUACAAGUCUAUGAUCCUCAUCAUUGCCUUCCAAAUCGUCUUCUAAGCCUCAACCUUUCAGGUUCACCUUUUGAUACUGAAUUUCUUACUAAUUACACCCUCUUGAGUUGCUCAACUCCUAACCUAGGAUCGCAAUUCACACCCGUUGAUUGUCUUAGCAAUUCUACACAUUUUGUAUCAGCUACUCCUUCAUUGAGCUUCCCCAAUUCAUUGCCUCAGUCUUGCCAUGUUAUUAGAAAUAUCUCAGUUCCAGUUACAACAUCAUAUCAGGAAAUUUUCAGUGAAGAUCUUCAACUAACAUGGUCUUCACCUGAUUGUAGAUAUUGUGAAUUACUAGAUAGCAUGUGUGGAUUUGAGAGCAGAAAUAGUAAUCAUGUUCGUUGUUCCCCUAAUCACCAAACAGAAGUCAGAACUUUUCCAUUUUCAGACCGUUCGCGAGAUGGUCAUUCACACGGUAGUCUUUUGAUUUCAAGAAUCAUCAUAUUAUCGAUUGGGGGAAUAGCUAUGUUGUGUGCAAUUGGGAUAGGAUGCUUAACGCACUUCAAUCGCAGAAGAAGGACAAUAUCAGAUGAACCUGCCAUUGACAUUACCAUUACAAGGAUGAGGAUGGGUUUAGAUGAGUCAACAAUUGAGUCUUUUGAGAAGAUUGUAUUAGGGGAGAGCCGAAGACUUCCGGGAGUAGGACACACUGAUGGAACCGGAUGUUGUUCAAUAUGCCUAUCAGAGUACAACGGCAAGGACAUAAUCAGAUGCAUUCCUGAAUGCAAACAUUGUUUCCAUGCUCACUGCAUCGAUGCAUGGCUUCGCAUGAAUGCUACAUGCCCAAUUUGCCGCAACUCUCCCUCCGCUAGUCAUUCUCAUUUUCACAUAUCAUCAUCAUGAAUCAAUUUACAGAACCAUUGCUUGUAAAUCACACCAUCAGAAAUUGGGAUAUAUGUAUUAGUGUAUAUAGGUAUAGAUAGGGCUUUCCAUAUUUUGAAUCUGCCUUCUGAUGAAUAUUUGUUAAAUUUAUUCUCAAUAGUUUUCAUUUUGUAUGGAAUUAAGUUAAACAGGAUAAAAGCUACAUGAGGUGAUCAAACUUUGGGAUUCAUUUUGCAGUUCUAAUUUAGAGACCUUUCAAAAUU